AUGUUGUGUCCAGCCGUGUCCUGCGGACAUGACUGCUCUGAUGUAGCAGUGAAGUAUGGUCAGCGACACCUCCUGCUGCAACUACUCCACCUCGAGGGCUUCAUUUGUCAGAUGCGCAGAAGUUGUCUCAAUUUUGUGGAAGAAAUUAGCAGUGUAGGGAAGGAUAAACAUGGAGCUGAUGAUGAUGUCAAUGAGGAGAAUGAUGACGACGAUGUCAAUGAGGGGAAUGAUGACGAUGAUGUCAAUGAGGAGAAUGAUGACGGUGAUGUCAAUGAGGAGAAUGAUGACGGUGAUGUCAAUGAGGAGAAUGAUGACGGUGAUGUCAAUGAGGGGAAUGAUGACGAUGAUGUCAAUGAGGAGAAUGAUGACGGUGUCAAUGAGGAGAAUGAUGACGACGAUGUCAAUGAGGAGAAUGGCGAUGACGAUGUCAAUGAGGAGAAUGAUGACGGUGAUGAGAAUGAUGACGGUGAUGUCAAUGAGGGGAAUGAUGACGGUGAUGUCAAUGAGGAGGAUGAUGACAAUGUCAAUGAGGAGAAUGAUGGCGAUGUCAAUGAGGAGAAUGGCGAUGACGAUGUCAAUGAGGAGGAUGAUGACGGUGGUGUCAAUGAGGGGGAUGAUGACGGUGAUGUCAAUGAGGAGAAUGAUGACGGUGAUGUCAAUGAGGGGAAUGAUGACGGCGAUGUCAAGGAGAAGGAUGAUGAUGGUGAUGUCAAUGAGGGGAAUGAUGACGGUGAUGUCAAUGAGAAGCAUGAUGACCGUGAUGUCAAUGAGGGGAAUGAUGACGGUGAUGUCAAUGAGAAGAAUGAUGACAAUGAUGUCAAUGAGGAGAAUGACAAUGAUGAUAAUCAGUUUUACUUAAGACGUAGUAUGUCUAAGACUAAAUUAUCCAAAAUUUGUCCUAUUUUUAAAGACAAGACAAUGUGA
Octopus bimaculoides (California two-spot octopus) is the source of this 924-nucleotide messenger RNA. Its product is annotated as protein PFC0760c-like. NCBI's taxonomy places the organism in Eukaryota, Metazoa, Mollusca, Cephalopoda, Octopoda, Octopodidae. The record is from RefSeq and is a predicted model, not a curated record.